Molecule: messenger RNA, 740 nt
Organism: Ascoidea rubescens DSM 1968
Lineage: Eukaryota; Fungi; Ascomycota; Saccharomycetes; Ascoideales; Ascoideaceae
Exons: 1
Coding region: 236-517 (93 amino acids)
Source: RefSeq, a predicted model, not a curated record
UCCAAGUCCUCGUAAAAUAAAUAAUGAUACACUAUUUUCUUUUCAAAGAUCAACUUUAUCCUCUUUGAGUAAGUCUAAGAUUCCACGAGCAACAAGUUCAAUAUCCGUUAAAUGUUCUCAGGAAAAAAACCAAAAUAAAAUUAUUGAUCAAAAUCACAAUAUAAAUAUAGAUAAAUCUCAAUUUCAAUCUCAAAAACAAAAUACUUCCAUUUAUCGUUCUCAAUUAUCUAAUUUAAUGGAAAAAUCAAACUUCAAUUCUGCAAUUAAAUCCAACUUAAAUCCAAAUCAAAAACAAAUACCGAUUUCAUUAUCCAGAAGGCCAUCAACAUCAAACUCAAAACCUACUAAUAUAUCUUCAAAUGGCUCAUAUCUAAGAUUUCGUCAACUCAAUUCCUCUUCUUCCACAUCUUCAACUUCAAAUGUUACUGUCAAUAGAACAUCAGACUCUAAUACUAAAAGAUCAAUGAAAAUAACGGAAAAUGGAAAAAAUUUAAAAAGACCUUCAGUUAGAAAAUGAGUUUAUAAUAUAAAUAAGCUGAGUUUCUCAAUUUUUCUUUUUUUUUUGUUUUGUUUUGUUUUAAUUCAUAUAUCGGGUUAUUUUGAUUAUUUUUCAAAUGUUUUUUUAGAUAAUUAAAGAACUGUUUUUAUUUCUUAUUUAUGUUUUUUUUUCAAAGUGAUAUUUCUCUUCUGUUUCAAUAGAUUUCGGAAUUGGCUGGUAAUAACUUGGAAAAUGGGGAUUU